Molecule: messenger RNA, 2610 nt
Organism: Scomber scombrus (Atlantic mackerel)
Lineage: Eukaryota; Metazoa; Chordata; Actinopteri; Scombriformes; Scombridae
Product: B-cell receptor CD22-like
Exons: 14
Coding region: 1-2610 (869 amino acids)
Source: RefSeq, a predicted model, not a curated record
AUGAAGCGAACCAGACAGGGCAACUCUCAGGGCGAUCUAGGGGGACAGUUUCGAAGAUGUGAGAUUGACAGGCGGAUUGGUGUUAACAUCAACACUGAUGUGGGUGUUGUAGUCCGUUAUAUGAAGAAACAGCUCUAUAUGAAGAAAGAGCUGAACCUGAAGGCGAAUGAACUCAAAAUGAAUAAACAACCUCAUGUGUCACGAAGACGAGCCACUGGCAACAAAACAGUGGUACAGGGUCAGAAUGACUGGGGAGUGACUUACACUUCUACUCACAUCUGUGCCAUAAAAGGAUCAACAGUGGACAUACACUGCACCUACAGAUACCCAUCCAGGAUAAAUAAUGUUGAUACUGCAGUUGAUGAAACAUUCUGGUUUACUGAACUGAAUAAUAAUGAAUGUGUGGAUCUGAGAACAGACUCAGAGUACGCAGGUCGUGUGCAGUAUCACUGUGAUAAGAACGACUGCAUUAUGAGAAUCACAGACCUGAGAGAGAGAGACUCAGCUGAGUACAAGUUCAGGUUCAUAACAAACCAACCAGGAGGGAAAUAUACUGGUUCACCUGGAGUCACUUUGACUGUCAAAGUGGUACAGGGUCAGAAUGACUGGGGAGUGACUUACACUUCUACUCACAUCUGUGCCAUAAAAGGAUCAACAGUGGACAUACACUGCACCUACAGUUACCCAUCCAGGAUAAAUGACCGUGAUACUGCAGUUGAUGAAACAUUCUGGUUAACUAAACUGAGUAAUAAUGCACCUGUGGAUCUGAGAACAGACUCAGAUUACGCAGGUCGUGUGCAGUAUCACUGUGAUAAGAACGAGUGCAUUAUGAGAAUCACAGACCUGAGAGAGAGAGACUCAGCUGAAUACAAGUUCAGGUUCAUAACAAACCAACCAGGAGGGAAAUAUACUAGUUCAACUGGAGUCACUUUGACUGUCACAGUUCCAGAUCUCCAAGUGCAGGUGAUCCCAUCAACAAUCAAUCCUUCCUCAGCAGAGCUGCACUGUCAAAGCAGCUGUCGUCUACCUGAUCGUUCGUCUUUCACCUGGUACAAGAAUGGACAGAAAAUUAGUGGCAAAACAUCUUAUUCAACCAACUUCAAUGAUGCAGACAGCUAUUCCUGUGCUGUUACAGGAUAUGAGGAUUUCCCCUCUCGUUCAGUUUAUAUCUCAAAGCUUCCGUCUGUGACAGUGAGUCCCUCUGGUGAAAUCAUUGAGGGCAGUUCAGUGAAUCUAACCUGUAGCAGUGAUGCUAACCCAGCAGCUGAAUACACCUGGUACAAGAAGAAUGUAAAUCCAGUCUUUCAACCUCUCAGUAAAGAACCACAGCUUGUCUUCAGCUCCAUCCAGUCCUCUGACUCUGGAGAGUAUUACUGUACAGCUGAGAACCAGCCGUGGAAGAGGACAUCUGAAUACAUCUUUAUUGAUGUGAAAUAUGCUCCAAAGCUUCCCUCUGUGUCAGGGAGUCCAUCUGCUGAGAUAGUGGAGGGAAGUUCAGUGACUCUGACUUGUAGCAGUGAUGCUAACCCAGCAGCUUAUUACACCUGGUACAAGAACAACCAAACACUGCUUCAAAGGUCAGAAGGACAUUUUAAUUUUACGUCCAUCAGUUCUGAGGACAGAGGAAUCUACUACUGCAAGUCUGAAAAUAAAUAUGGACAGAUUAACUCCUCAUUUCUAUUCAUUGAUGUCCAGUAUGCUCCAAAGCUUCCCUCUGUGUCAAUGAGUCCCUCUGGGGAAAUCAUGGAGGGAAGUUCAGUGAAUCUAACCUGUAGCAGUGAUGCUAACCCAGCAGCUAAAUACACCUGGUACAAGAAGAAUGUAAAUCCAGACCUUCAACCUCUCAGUAAAGAACCACAGCUUGUCUUCAGCUCCAUCCAGUCCUCUGACUCUGGAGAGUAUUACUGUACAGCUGAGAACCAGCUGGGGAAGAGGACAUCUGAAUACAUCUUUAUUGAUGUGAAAUAUGCUCCAAAGCUUCCCUCUGUGUCAGUGAGUCCCUCUGCUGAGAUAGUGGAGGGCAGUUCAGUGACUCUGACCUGUAGCAGUGAUGCUAACCCAGCAGCUAAUUACACCUGGUACAAGGAGAAUGAAGACUCACCAAAAGCAUCAGGACAGAUCUUCACCAUCACUGAUUUCAGACCUGAACACAGUGGGAAUUAUUCCUGUGAAGCCCAGAACAGAAGAGGACGUCAUAACUCCACCUUACAUCUGAUGGUUGUGACAGGAACAGGAAAAUCAAUCGCUGCUGGAGUAAUAACUGCUGUUCUCCUGCUUAUGAUAAUCCUCUCUGUCUUCCUAUGGAUGAGCAGGAAAAAGAGAGCCUCCAAUCAAUUGUCUGAGGCUGAGGAGAGACCAGACGACAGAGAGAGGACACAGCCAGAGCAAGAUAACCUUCAUUAUGCCAGUGUGCAGUUCUCCAACAACCAGGCAGAUCCUCUCUACUCCAACAUCAGAUCAGAUCAGCUACACAGACACAUGGAGGAACAAGAGGUUACCGAGUACGCUGCUGUUAACUUUAACAGAGCUGGUACUGCCCCGAGAACCAGAGGUCGGGAAACUGGGGAAGAUCCAGCUGCACUGUACAGCACAGUCAAUAAAAUGUUAUGA